CUUUCUUGAAUCAAAAUUAAUAAUUUAAAAAGGUACGACCGACUUGCCUCAAAACUAAAGAUUUUCGCAGUUUCCGUUCGCGCAAAGUUUGUAAAGCACUUUUCAGUGAAAAUUUGGAUCAUUUCCCUAGGCAGAUGGAAAACAAUACGAUAGUGAAAUCUGAUCAUGGAGAUGAAAUAAGCCCGUGUUUAUAUCUCAUCAUCCUAGUUGUCUCUGUGUGUGUUAUAAUCCUGGGUAUCGGUGCUAACUGUUUCGUCGUCAUCUCGUUUUGUAAAAUGAAACAUUUGCGAACUGUGACAAACUAUUUCAUUUUUCAAUUGAGCAUUGCCGAUAUAUUUUUAUUGAUGUCUUUGGCGAUUUGGAUGUGCUUUUCUCAAUUAUCAACGAACGAAGAAGAUAAAUACGCGACAAAAGUUAUUCUUGCUUCCAUUGAGGUUUUUUCAUCAUCCGCGUCACUCGCCAGUCUCGCGUGUGUGAGCGUGGAUCGUUGUCUUGCUGUCACAGUACCUCUAAGAUAUCAAUCGAUCACGACCCAUUCACGUGCUCUUGUCGUCAUCAUCUCCGUAUGGAUUUACUCCAUCAUUACGUUCAUUACGUCAUACUUGCGUGAUGUCAUCACAAACGAGUUGUACGAGAAGGUCUUCAUCGGUUGUCUUUUCUCGCUAACGUUUCUUUUUCCGAUUAUAAUCACCACGUGGUCCUAUUUCCAGAUCUUUCGCGCGGUUUGGCGCCAAGUUCAUCACGUGGUCAAGCACACAACGUCAAACCGACGUAUGUGUACGGUUAUGAAGGAGUUUCGAAUGGCUGUCAACUUUUUGGUGAUAUUGUACCCACAUACCUACUGUGGGAAGUUUUGGCUAGCAACAGUCACAGAGGUUUUGUUAGAAAGGCACCCCGAGUAUCCCAAAGUUAUUAAUUGGUUGCUAGGCAUCACGCCUCAUUUUGCUGCAGCAUUAAAUCCAUUUUUAUAUAUAACAAUGACUCGUGAUUUUCGCGUGUUUUUUCUUCGUUUGGUGUCAUGCAAAAAACUACCGCGCGAUCUUACUUUUGACGUUGGCUCCAAACGAAAGUGCUCACUCUCCAUGCGAAGUUCGUUGAUCUCAACGCGAAGUUCUUCUGUUUCAACCCGAAGCUGUUCCAUCACGCAUGGAAUACCUAUCAACGAUAUGGUCAUCGCUGAAGAUUUUGUUAAAAUGUUUUAACUGUAGAAGGUAAUGCAUUGAAUAGUGAGAAUCUGUCGACAGAUCUUAGCUGUGUGACGUCAUCAAUUUCCGAGAAAGACCUUGUUCGCAAAGAACUUCGAAAUGAAACGAAUUAUCUCACUACGGAAAUGUAAAGCAAUUUAUUUUCUGAAUACCGUAAAUGAUCCAAUAAACGUUUCCCUAUCAAAUAAAUGGUGACUUUUCAUUAAACGCCACUAUCUAUAGUAAUCUCCGUAUCCGAUAAACACCUCCCCACUCGUUCCCCAAUGAACCUCUAGAAUUUAUCAAAUACCCCGGGCGUUUAUUGGAUGAUUUACGGUAAUUUACCAUCAGUCUUGUCAAUGUUAGUUUUCAUGUAGAAUAAUAUAAAAUAAAAUGUGCCUGCAAUUGCUGAAUUAGUUGGUGUCGUCAUGAGAAAGGUGAAGUUACGUAUAAAAAAUUACAUUAUAAAAAUUUACUUGACUGUAAUUUUUUACUGUUCCCAAUGACUCCUAGCUGCACGCAUUUUUUUGUUAUUGUGAUGUUUUGAAUAUUCAAUACAAUACAAGGGUAACACACUCUCGUCUCGAUAAAAAUUCCGUAGUCUGUAGUUAGGUUUUAGAUGUAAACAGCUCAAUAGAUAUUUUUUUGAUGAAAAAUAUUUGAAAUUUUAAUAACUUGCAGAAACAGGAAACAUUCCUUACCUAUGCCACAACUAUUAUACUUUAACUGGAUGCUGACAAACAGAGAAAUGUGUUGACUAUGUCUAAUUAAUAAUCAAUAAUGUAGUUAAUUAUUCAUUUGAAUUUGUUAAUUGAUCUUAAAGAAAAAAUCAAAAAAUGUUUCGCACAUUA
Messenger RNA from Xenia sp. Carnegie-2017, 2035 nucleotides. Its product is annotated as histamine H2 receptor-like. The record is from RefSeq and is a predicted model, not a curated record. Lineage: Eukaryota; Metazoa; Cnidaria; Anthozoa; Malacalcyonacea; Xeniidae. Gene Ontology annotation, biological process: G protein-coupled receptor signaling pathway, coupled to cyclic nucleotide second messenger; chemical synaptic transmission. Gene Ontology annotation, cellular component: dendrite; membrane. Gene Ontology annotation, molecular function: neurotransmitter receptor activity; G protein-coupled serotonin receptor activity.